CUUGAGAACGAGAAGGAAAUUAUCAGAGUCAAAAUCAUAAGAUUUCGGCCACAGAACCAAAGCUUCAAAAUGUACUCCAUAAAAAGUGAAUUGUGGAUUGCAAGGAACCCUUUUUGGCCGGCGACAUGAGCUCAUUUUGACUGCCUAUGUUUGAGCAUGACGCACCAGCUAAAUUAGCAUGCUAACCCCAAUUUCACAAGGAGCGCAUGUCACUGGGACGUCUGAAGCACGUGGACGGCCUUUUUGGCAAAAGUGUAGACGACUCCGUUCAUUAUCACUGUUCUCAAUCAAAUGCAACAUGGCUGAGCCGGAUGAGCCUUCCAAUGAUUUCGUCGAGUUUGUGAUUGUAAAGAGAAGUUCUUCCUCUUCUUCUCCAGAAGCGAUACUGUUGUAUGAAUCAACAAACCGAACAUUUACGGCCCAAGCUGGAUUCUUGGUUAGCGACUUAAGAGAGCACAAUGGACGACAUCUUUCAAUCAUAACUACCGCUGGAAACACUGUAGGAAUCAAACGAGGAAAGCGAGGAGACGUUCAUAGAAGAUACACGAUUGAAAACUAUGGCUUCCAACUCGCUGUCACUAGAACGUAUUUGCCGAAUUCCUCGACCUAGGAAACUUUCUUGAGGCCGAUCAAGUGAAGAGAAUGCUCCUGUUAAGCAUGUUUAGCCCAAGUAAUUUGUUAAAAGAAUGGCUACGAAAUAAAUUCCAUGAAUUGACUGA
Molecule: messenger RNA, 719 nt
Organism: Pocillopora verrucosa
Lineage: Eukaryota; Metazoa; Cnidaria; Anthozoa; Scleractinia; Pocilloporidae
Source: RefSeq, a predicted model, not a curated record